CCCAACAUACUUAGUUCACGGAAACAGAAGUUUUACACUCUAGUAGCACGCAGACAAGACAGAAGGAAGAAUACGAAGAAGAAUCAACACUGACACUGCAGAAUAAGAGAGGCGGUGCAAUUUUUUUAGCAGCCAAACGCCGCCGUCAGCCACCAGUAGCCAUGAAGGUGCGUUCAUCUGUGAAGAAGAUGUGUGAGUUUUGUAAGACUGUGAAGCGUCGUGGGCGUGUUUUUGUGAUUUGCACGGCCAAUCCCAAGCAUAAGCAAAGACAGGGCAUGUCGACAUUGGCGUAUGAAGGCACGGUGUCCUCCGUGUUUGCGGAGACUAGUUCCAAGCUGGAGAACAACUCUGGUCGCACCUUGCAGGCAGGUUUGGCCUCUCUGAUACCCAAAAAGCCAGAACCCUUUAUGCCCUCUAUGCCCACUACGAUUCUCGGAUGGAGGGUGCGCCUGGCAUCCAUGCUGUCCAGAAACACCAAUUAGCUUCAAAACUUGAAACAGGACGACAGCAAACUUGAUCCAAGUUUUUAGGUUCUUUUCUUUGGUUAUGUCAUACAUAUUCAAAUUGUUAUAAGCUAUUCUAUUUUCUCUUCGAUUUUAUCGUUUAGUCUGAUACUGCAUAAUUUAGUCCGUGUCUCCCUCGCUUUCUGGUAUGUGUAAACUUGCCGUGCAAGAGAUUUUAAUGGCAGCGACCUUCACCUGCUCGAUUUGUAUAAUUCCGGAAUGCGAUGCCUUGAGUUGUAAAGGACGCCUUUUUCGGAAUCAGACGGUAUGAAAGUGAGACAGUUUGGAAUCUGUA
This is a messenger RNA of Pyrus x bretschneideri (Chinese white pear), 798 nucleotides long. RefSeq lists its product as uncharacterized. Lineage: Eukaryota; Viridiplantae; Streptophyta; Magnoliopsida; Rosales; Rosaceae. Gene Ontology annotation, molecular function: structural constituent of ribosome. The transcript has 3 exons. Gene Ontology annotation, cellular component: ribosome. Gene Ontology annotation, biological process: translation. The coding region runs from base 162 to 482 and encodes 106 amino acids. The record is from RefSeq and is a predicted model, not a curated record.